Molecule: messenger RNA, 2648 nt
Organism: Pungitius pungitius (ninespine stickleback)
Lineage: Eukaryota; Metazoa; Chordata; Actinopteri; Perciformes; Gasterosteidae
Gene: tmem209
Product: transmembrane protein 209
Exons: 15
Coding region: 159-1838 (559 amino acids)
Cellular component (GO): membrane
Source: RefSeq, a predicted model, not a curated record
UUUUAUUUUUUAAAUUGGCGGUUUUGCCUUGUUUGCGUUACACAAUUUACCCUGCUACUGAUGAGACCGGAAGUACCAGAUGCAACAUCCGGUUGAAUUACAAAAAAAAUGCAGCGGCGCAGUUAUUCACUUUAGCGUGCCUGGACCGAACAAACCACAUGAUGUUAACCCCACCGAGGGACGGGAUCCCCAGCAUGAUAGACCGGGCGCUGAGGAUGAGGAGGGAGGAACAGGCUCGUCAGGUGGUCCUGGCCUGGGCUGUUCUCAACGUGUCUCUCGCUGGCAUGCUUUACACCGAAAUGUCAGGGGAAUUACUGAGUCGAUACUACAACAUUACGUACUGGCCGAUCUGGUACAUUGAACUGGUGCUAGCCUCUCUUUUUAGCCUCAAUGCCCUUUUUGACUUCUGGAAAUACUUCAAAUACACAAUGGCCCCCUCCACCAUUGCUGUAUCCCCUCAUCAACAUCACCUACUGGGUCUGAGAAACACAAGUAUUCAAGCCACUCCUCCACAAAAGCCGGAAAAAAAAGAGACCCCAGCGCCGGCCCAGUCAUCUCCGAUGCAGGGUCAAAGCGUGCUGAGUUUCAGCCCCUCGCGACCGGCCACCACCAGCCCUAAGUUCUCCCCCAGCUGUGUACCCGGGUACAGCCCCCCUCUUGGUAGCCCAUCCACCCCAAGCAGUGCAGGGGGGUCCUUUUCUCCCUCGGUGGCCUUUGGAAAGGUGUUGAACUACAGUCCGUCCCCUGGCUCCUCUCCCUACCCGAGCAGCAUUGGCCCAGCAGAAGGGUCCAGCUUGAGGGCUCGAUAUCGCACGUCCCCUUCUGUGUUCAACUCCCCAGGGAGCAAGGAGGACUACAUGCAGGAUCUGAAAAGCCUGGAGAGGUUCCUCCGCACAGAGGAGGAGAGGGGUCACCGCAGCCAGUUAGGAAGUCCAGAGUCUGUGUCUCCGAGUCACAGCCCAACAUUUUGGAACUACAACCGCUCGGUGGGAGAUUAUGCCCAGAGCCUGAGGAAGUUUCUGUACCAGCCGGCCUGCCGCUCUCUGGCCCCGUCUGCCCACAAGGAUGAGACGGACCUGGGCUCCAAACAGGCUGCCGAGGAGGUGUGGGCCAGAAUCACCACCAGUCGUUCUGUGGUGGACCGCAUAGAUAGCUGGACAGCCAAACUUAGAAAUUGGAUCAGUGACACCAUCUUGGUGCCCCUGGUCAAGGAAACAGACUCUGUCAACAGCCAGCUCAGGAGGAUGGGCUGCCCUGAGCUCCAGAUAGGAGAGGCCAGCAUCAGCACCCUGAAACAGGCAGCACUCUUGAGAGCCUCGUCGAUCCCCACAAUAAACUCUAUUGUUCAGUAUCUGGACAUCACUCCCAACCAGGAGUAUCUAGUGGAUCGCAUUAAGGAGCUGGCCCACAGCGGCUGCAUGAGCUCCUUUCGCUGGAAUGGCGGUGGGAAUCUGAAGAACAGGAAGUGGGACACAGACCUCCCCACUGACAGUGCUAUCCUGAUGCACAUGUUUUGUACGUACUUGGACUCCAGACUGCCUCCACACCCAAAGUACCCGGACGGGAAGACUUUCACUUCUCAGCACUUCAGCCACACCCCCGACAAACCUGAUACUAUCAAGGAGAGCAGCUUUUGCAUUCACCAAAGCAGCACCUCUCCCCCUCACUACCAGCUCAUCUACCAGGGACAUAUCUACAGUUUACCCAAGGGCAGGAACAACCUGUUUCACACAAUCCUGAUGUUCCUCUACGUCAUUAAGACUAAAGAGUCAGGCAUGCUUGGGAGAGUAAAUCUUGGCCUCUCUGGUGUGAACAUCUUGUGGAUCUUCGAGAAGUGAUGAUGAUCAUUAUCAGCGUUUACCAAGCAACAAAAGGCUCCAAGUGGAUUUUCUUCCUACACUGGUUGGACCAGCUCGUUUUAAGGACUGCCCUUUCUGAGCUGCAUCAGAAUUGGCACUUUACUUAACAAAUGCCGAUUUUGGAAAUCUCAAUUUUGGUGUACAAAUUGGUAACAUUCUGUAAUGUCAUUUUAAGUACACAUUUGCUUUGCACAACGCAGGGCCAAUGGCACGCUGCAGAGCUGUAUUUUUUAAACAUUGUAUGAUUCUUUUGGAUUUUGUAUUUUAGAAUGUACCAGCAUGGCAGCCUAGUAAAUAACAUACCUCAGAUUUAUCUUGUGAAUCGUAAAUGGCUUGGUGCCAUCAGGCAAAUACAGUUUGUGCGGACUUUAGGUUUUUUUCAGCUUCAAUAACUUGGUAUGCAGUUUCCCCUGAAGUGAAAUGAUGCUCUUUACAUGCUUGAAGUCUGCAGAAAUUGGACUUGUGAAAGGGGGAGUAAUACACAAAAUUUGAUUAUUCUGUUAUAGUAGAGCUUUCCACAGUAGUAGGCAGCAAUACAACACAAAACUGUACAGUGUUGAUUAUUUUGAUGUGUGAUGGAGCACAGAUGAAAAGCCUUUGACGGACCAAAGCCUUUUUUUUGAGAAUGUCUUUUACAAAAGCAAUUUAUCUUUUGACAGUCAUUUGUUAAAUUUCAAACCUUCCAGAUGUUUGCUUGUUUUUGAUAAUGCCUGUUUACAUUCUUCACAAGACGUUAAAUAAAUUUGAGAUAUUGAAAAACUGUAAAAGCUUAGUAAUUUCCCUCUGCUG